AUGGGUUCAUUAGGGUCCUACUUCCUCGAUGUCGUUUACUCGUUUACGAAUUGCAUGGUGUGCUUUCCCAGCUCACCACAACUCAAGAUCAACAGUCGGAGCUUUAAGAUACAGCGGCUUUUGGGCGAGGGUGGAUUUUCCUAUGUAUACCUUGUCGCAGAUAAUUCCAAUCAGCAGCUGUACGCGCUGAAAAAGAUCCGCUGUCCUUUUGGUCAAGAAUCCGUCUCUCUCGCUCUCAAAGAAGUAGAAGCAUACUCCUUAUUCUCGCCGCAUCCAAACAUUAUCCACUCCAUCGAUUAUAGCGUCGCUUCUGAUAAGUCAGACCCAUCCGCGAAAACAGUAUACAUCCUACUACCGUAUUACCGCCGCGGAAAUCUCCAGGACAUGAUCAACGCAAACCUAGUCAACCACACAAAGUUCCCGGAGAAGCGCUUGAUGCAGUUGUUCCUCGGUGUGUGUAAAGCUUUGAAAGCGAUGCACCAGUACAAAGUGGGAGAGGGGCCUGGCGGAAACAAAAGCUUGAACAAGGCGAAGAGAGUCCGGAAUGACGCCGCGAGGGCGGAUAACGAGGCUGCUGGGGAGGCCAUGGAAAUGCGACCGAACAGGCAACACCGGAAAGACGACGAUGACGAAGAUAUGGAAGCCGAGCCCUUGAUGGAGGGAGAAGUUACCAUGGCGCAAGACGGGAUUGCGCCUGGAGGCGAGAGCGCGUAUGCGCAUAGGGACAUCAAGCCUGGCAAUAUUAUGAUAGAUGACGACGGUACAACGCCCAUUUUGAUGGAUCUCGGAUCUCUCGCGCCCUCCCCGACACCCAUCACAUCGCGCUCUCUUGCCUUGCAAGUCCAAGACACCGCCGCCGAACACUCAACAAUGCCAUACCGUGCACCCGAGCUUUUCGACGUCAAGACAGGUACUGUCAUUGACACCAAAGUAGACAUUUGGUCUCUUGGCUGCACAUUAUACGCAUGUCUAGUCGGUAAAUCUCCUUUCGAAGCGAGGAGCGAUGAAACAGGUGGCAGUUUGAGCAUGUGUGUAUUGGGCGGUGAUUGGCGGUUCCCUGAUGAAGGCAGGGAAGGGAAGAAGAAGGCGGGAGGUGACGAGGUGGUGAGAGAGAGUGUGAAGGAAGUCGUUAGAAAGUGUUUGAGAGUUGAGCCUGGCGAGAGGCCGGAUGUGGAUGAGCUGAUUCAUAUCGUCGAGGAAGUCAUUGACACGCUGCCGGAGGACGGACAAGAAUGA
Molecule: messenger RNA, 1236 nt
Organism: Periconia digitata
Lineage: Eukaryota; Fungi; Ascomycota; Dothideomycetes; Pleosporales; Periconiaceae
Source: the annotation of a GenBank genome assembly